This is a messenger RNA of Phyllostomus hastatus (greater spear-nosed bat), 4503 nucleotides long. It is a transcript of the gene KCNE2, whose product is annotated as potassium voltage-gated channel subfamily E regulatory subunit 2. The record is from RefSeq and is a predicted model, not a curated record. NCBI's taxonomy places the organism in Eukaryota, Metazoa, Chordata, Mammalia, Chiroptera, Phyllostomidae. Gene Ontology annotation, molecular function: voltage-gated potassium channel activity involved in ventricular cardiac muscle cell action potential repolarization; potassium channel regulator activity; transmembrane transporter binding. The transcript has 3 exons. Gene Ontology annotation, cellular component: membrane. Bases 1740 to 2111 code for a protein of 123 amino acids. Gene Ontology annotation, biological process: ventricular cardiac muscle cell action potential; potassium ion export across plasma membrane; regulation of heart rate by cardiac conduction.
CAAGGGCCUCGAGGGCUGCGGCUGCAGGCGGCCGGGGCCUCCCUCGGUGUCCAGGGUGCGCGCAGGCUGAGCUUUCCGCCCCCCCUCGCCCCCCGCCCUUCUGCGGUUGCCCGCCGGGCAGCAAGGCGGACCCUGGCCGCGGCGGGCUUUCACACGCUGCGCAGGCGCAGCUGCAGACAGGAGGCUGCGUGUGUCCUGCAGACAGGGACACCUUGGCCACACGUGUGAGCUCAAGCCGUGGUCUCGGUGUCCCUUCUUUGGCCCCGUGGAGCUGACCGGCCCCAGAUGCCGAGAAUGGAGGUUGUUAGACUGUGCGGCUCCUGCUAGGACGGGGUGGGUGCCAGCCAGCCAGGCGAGUGGCUGGGUGUCUUGUCCUUGCAGAGUGGCCAGCGUGCAAGCCCGGUGACCUUGGACAUGUAGGCCAGAAGUGUUCCCCCUGCCGCACGAGCAGGCCUGCCUCGACGAUCCCUCAGGGCCCACGUGCUUUACUUUUUAAAGCGAGAGCCCUUUACUGAAAAUAUCUGAGAUAUGCAUGUCCACAUGUGUGAAUACUGCUUUGAACCAUGUGAAAUUGCCAAUAUUCGGCCAUUUUCACCUACAUGCACAGCAGUUUCAGCUGGUUCAACAGAACAUAAACAACGGCGGCCCUCGCAUCACUGAACCCGCGGUACUGCGCGCUUCUUCUCAGACAAGGGAUGAGCGUGCGCUCCCAACACAGUCGGUAUCUCUCCGGGACAGUUCUUCUGGGUGUCAGAAACGUGCCAAAUCUAUUCGAAUGUGUUCGCAUGUCCGUCGACGGAACUGCUUUCUCGCGCUGUGGUUUGGUUAUUUCCUGGGGUUGUGGGCCAGACCGGCGACCGCUCAGCCAGGUCUCAGGCAACAGUGUUCCAGAAGGGAAUCCACCUUGGACUUGACUUUUUCAGCCUGGCCAGGGGUCAACGCUUAGGCCCUUUUCGCUCAGUGAGUGAGUCUUAUCAGAAAGCACCUCCGGCUCUGCUUCGCCGCGGCCUUUGUCCCCGUUUGAGUAGCUUUAACUGAGCAAAUAACAAGCAAUAUCAGCUCCAGCAGGCGUCGACCGUGGCCACGCCCCCGCCAGCGACCUUGGCCACGCCCCCACCUGCAGCAAGCCCCGCCUACGCCUGCUGCACUCCGCACGGAAGGCAUUUAAUUGCAGAGAUUCUUGGACAGGCUUUAGGGGGCCCGGGAGCCCCCUGAAACUGAUCGGAGAGCUUCCUGUGUGCAUACAUACACUUUUAAGGGGAAAAAUAAAAUGAACCUUUAAAAAAAUUUUCAAGGCAUCUGCAAACCCUCCCUACCUUGCCCUUCCCUUCUCCUGCCGAUGAGUUAAAAAUCACCAUUCUAGUAGUUUCCGGUUGAAUUGCACAGCGCACGGGAGAGGACACUCGUUCGCUCACCAGACGCACGGUGACGGGCCAGGAUUGCAGAUGAAGAGGCAAACCCUGUCCCCAGCCUCGUCAGGACCCCAGUGACCUUGAGCUCUCAGCCUCAGUUUCCUCCUCGUAAGCUCAAGGUCACAAUCCCCCAUCACCGAGGGGUCUCCGGGGUCACCGAGUGAGCACAGUAAACGAGUCACCGAACAAUUGGAGACGUUCACAGAAGCGGCUCCGGGAAGGGGGUUCCAGCCCAGCCUCGGAGGCUGGGAGAAGCUCGGGGCCAGGUGUCCCCAGCCAGCGGCUCUGAGGGGACGAGAGCAAACCCCUGUCUGUACGGCAGGAAGCAUGGCCGCCGCGUCCAACCUGACGCGGGCGCUAGAAGACGCCUUCAGGAGGAUCUUCAUCACGUACAUGGACAGCUGGCGCAGGAACACGACCGCGGAGCAGGAUGCCAUCCAGGCCAAGGUGGCGGCGGAGAACUUCUACUACGUGGUCUUGUACCUCCUGGUGAUGAUCGGCAUGUUCUCCUUCAUCGUCGUGGCCAUCCUGGUGAGCACGGUCAAGUCCAAGCGGCGGGAGCACUCCAACGACCCCUACCACCAGUACAUCGUGGACGACUGGCAGGCCAAGUACAAGAGCCAGACCCCGCACCUGGAGGAGGCCCGGGCCGCCGUCCACGAGAACCCGGGCGCGGUGGGGUUCCAGAUAGCCCCGUGACGGGCCAAGAAGCCAACCUCCGACACCUGGACGUGGGGACACGCCCGGGCCACGCCGCCCGUCCAGAAGGCCACCGCUCAGCGGACUCCGACUUCCUCGCCCUCUGCUGGGACUUGUCCUACGUGUCACGUGGUUGGUCGCCGAAGACAGGGACACCUCCCCCUCGGGGACGGAUGCUUGCUCUUUGGAGCAGGACUGGGGGCCAAAGACGUCUUUUCCGUGCCGAGGAACUGUCGUUUUAGUUGAUGUCACAUUGGUGGAAACACAGCCUGACCAGAAGCAAAGUGUCAGGGCCAUGCGGGGUGCGGGGGGCAGGGGGGGAGAGGUAUGGACGGCACCCGGGAGGUCCCUAUGAUUUUGUCAGACCGUUUCACGUAUAGAUGCCGAGUCUGUGGCCCACGGAUCAGGUGAUUCAUCCGUUCACUUAAGAAGCAACAUCUGGCAUCAUCUCCUGGGCUCACCAGCCUAGACCCCUGGGCACUGACGAAGUCAGGUUCGCAAACAGCACGAUGACAGAUGGUGACAAGGUCACCACACAGAUCGACGCAAAGCCGGCCGAGCAGGGACCGGGGGGCGGGGCGGGCCUAACGCGGGUCUCAGUGGACUCCCUCGGAGGAGCCUGGAGAAGGAACUCAACAGCGAGAGCAAUGCCUGGGCCGGGGCUUCCUGGAGCCUCGGGGCCCCUGGCCCGCCCUUCCCCUCCCUCUUCUCCCCAUCUGCUCAGCUCCACGGUGAGGGGGCCCUCAAGCCUUGGGGCAUGAAGACAAAAUUCAAAAGAGGAGCCUUUACUCAAGGCAUGCUCCGGGGUUUAUGGGUUUAGAGCCGGACACCUGGCCCCUCGAGGCUCCCCUCCCAGAUUCCUGGGGUAAGACGUCGUCGAGACAAAUAAAAACCGGCCUCAGCCGGAGUUGGCAGCCGUGUUGACCUACGUCGCAGUCUGGAAGCUGCUGUGCCGUCCGGGCCACCAGGCCGCCGUCCAGAGAGGAGGGACUGAGACUCAGUGUGCUGACGACCACCCCCGCCCCAGCGUCAGAGACCACCAGCCGCCGCCUACCCUCCCUGUGCCCAGAGCCAAUAAAACCCUCCACCAGCCCCGCCCUCUCCACCAACCCCGCCCUCUCCAGCAGCCCCGCCCCUCCACCAGCCCCGCCCCCACCCCUACAACUCACUCCGAGUCUGCCCACACUCCCCUCCUUCCCGAGUGUGUGCUGUCACUUUAAUAACCUACUGCGCUCCACUGAGUCUGUCUCGCCCUUGAAUACUUUCUUGCAUGUUGACAAGAACCUGGACGCUGUCACUGGGGUGAGGCCUCCCCUGUGUCCCCGUGAGCGCUUCGGCAACACCACCAGAAGUACUGGAUACAGUGUCAGGAGAAGCCAUUCAUAUUCCAAGGGGAGAUGUGGCCGGAGCGGCUUCCUCCCUCAGAUCAGGAACCCAGGAAUGCUGUGCACACAGAACAUCCAUCCCAGGGUGCCCACAGCAGCUAUGCAAGCUACGGAACCCAGGCCGUGGGUCUGGACCCAGACAGGGAAGCAAGGUUUCCAGCAGGGGAUGAACAUGCUCUCCUUUGAUGGACUCUGGCCAGGCGCCUCUGGGCCCUCUUGCCACACUGAGAGACUUGAACAGCAGAGCCUCCGGCUGCUCAGCGCUGCACCCCUAAGAGGACCCCAGCCCCCUUCAAAGUACCUGCUGCAGCCCUAAGAGGACCCCAGCCCCCUCCAAAGUGCCAGCCGAAGAAAGGCAACCUGCCAGCUGGGUCUGGCCAACCCCUGGUGAGAGGCACGUCAGCCUGCCCCCACUUCCCCUGUAAAGAAGCUUGCUCCAGGAAGCUUGCAAUGAUAAAUCCUUUGUCUCCACCUUUGAGAUGCGCUGCCCAGAACUGUCGUGUCUCUUUGAAAUGUCAACAACCUUCGAGGAGGUGGACUCUCCCUGCUGGUGGGUCCCCUACCUCUGACUUGGCGUCACGGCCUCUCCUCAUCAAGACAGAAGCGGCUCUUGCCUCUUAUGCUCUCCCAACCGGGGACCCUGGCCGCAGCACAAAGUCACCAGUAGGGGGAGCAUGAGAGGCAACCACACACUGAUGCUUCUCUCCCUUUUCACCCUCUUCCCCUCUCCCUAAAAAUAAGUAAAUAAAUGAAAUCUUAAAGAAAUGUGUUAAAAAAAAAAAAAAGGAGCGGCUCCCCUCCAGAUACCACCUAUCAACAAACCCCGUCCGAUGGACGCACUCCUUGCUUUUUGGGAGUUCCCACCUCCUUAAUCCCGCUCAAGUGCCCCCACUCUGGGUCCCCCUUCGAAACUUGACCCAGUUGCCCCUGCCCAUCAAAGCCCAGUCUGGUCCACGCGGGGCCCUCCUCCCUGUGGUCCGAGUUACGGAAUAAAGUGUAUCCUUAAC